Messenger RNA from Haliotis rubra (blacklip abalone), 1173 nucleotides. RefSeq names its product ankyrin repeat and KH domain-containing protein 1-like. The transcript has 3 exons. Gene Ontology annotation, molecular function: protein binding. The record is from RefSeq and is a predicted model, not a curated record. Lineage: Eukaryota; Metazoa; Mollusca; Gastropoda; Lepetellida; Haliotidae. The coding region runs from base 1 to 1173 and encodes 390 amino acids.
AUGGCACCGAAGUAUGUGAGUGACUGUGUGAAAAUACUGCUGGGAUUAACGGUUUUGCUGAUGUUUGUGUUUUCAACAUCCGGCACGAAGCAGUGUACACUUAAGACGAUUGAGAGGGACGAUUAUGUCAUCAGGAACGUUGGCAUCAAGCUGUGUCAGCUUAAAUGUGCUGAAAAUGGUCAAUGUUUGAGUAUUGAAUACAAUGUUGAGACUUUAACCUGCCGUUUAUCAAGAGCUGAAUCAAAGAAGAUCAAGAAGAAGGAAGGAUAUGUCAUUCUUGCAAGGGAUCAUUCACAUCAAAAUCCAAAGUCAAUCGUCACUGAGAUGAACGGUGAAAAGCAAAACGAACCUGAGGAAUCUCCACAACACGUCGACAAGCAGGAAACAUUCGUCAACAGGCCACUUCACGAGGCCUGCAGGAAGGGGGACCUGAACCGUGUGAAACACAUCCUGUCCCAGGAUUUGGUCGACAUCAACAGCAGAGACGAGAAGCAGGGAAGGACACCACUCAUGGUGGCAGCACAGGAAGGACAUUGCAGAAUAUUUAAAUUUCUUAUCAGAAGAGGGGCUAAUAUGUCAGAAGUGGAUAAUAACGGCACCAACGUCCUGCACUGGGCAUGCAAGGGUGGACAUGUGGAUAUGUUUGAGUGUGUGCUCCGGCAAUACGGUAUUUUGAUGAAUGUGCAAACGUCUCCUCUUAUACAGGCUGCACUUAAAGGAAACAGGGACAUUAUUGAGUUUCUCGUGUCUACGGGAAGUAAUGUGUCACAAGUUGAUGACGCAAACAACACCGUCCUGCACUGGGCCUGCUUAGGCGGAUACAUGGCUGUGGUGAAGUAUCUAGUUCCUCAAGGCAGUGUUGAUAUUAACAGUAGAAAUAAAGACGGACUGACCCCUUUGAUGACGACUGUAAUAAAAGGUAAGGAAGACGUGUUUGACUUCCUCGUGAGGAUGGGAGCUAAUGCGUCACGUGUGGAUGUUCAUGGACGCAAUAUCCUUCAUCUGGCCUCUUUAGGUGGACCUGUGGAGAUGGUGAGGCAUAUCCUAGGGCAGAACCUGGUCGACAUUAACGUCAGGGACAAAGAUGGGAACACGGCAGCCAUGACAGCAAAGCGUAAAAGCGCACAUAACUCGUAUAACCUUCUUGUUUCACGGGGUUGUCCAGUGAAAUAA